Molecule: messenger RNA, 11835 nt
Organism: Batrachochytrium dendrobatidis JAM81
Lineage: Eukaryota; Fungi; Chytridiomycota; Chytridiomycetes; Rhizophydiales
Exons: 6
Coding region: 1-11835 (3944 amino acids)
Source: RefSeq, a predicted model, not a curated record
AUGCAGCCGCCAUUUUCUUCUCCACAAGUAGUAUCUACCGUCACAUCAGCAGGUGCUAUCAAACAGCCAUUGAUCGAAGUCGUUGGCAUUGGAAAUAAAUUAGUGCUCGAUAAUGUAUACCUUAAUAGCUUGCAUGCUCUGCGUCGUCUUGAGAUUCGCAACAUAUCAUCCACUCCAGUUAUUGUUAAAAUGCGAUCAAAUUUGGGUUCUCAAAUAGCCUUUCAGCUGACUAACGAAAACCUUUUAGAUCGUGAAAGUCGCCCAUCUCGAUCAAUUCAAAACAACACAAGUGGAAUUUCGGCAUUGGCAUCCGUUUCUGUAGCCUCGGCCAUUUCUCCAGGACCUGAAUCAUUGCUACACGAUUCAGGUAUUCAUCAAACAAGCUCACCUAUUCGUUCUGGUAGACCCAGCAGCACUUCUUUAGGUCAAAAUCCUGCGCAUACUAAAGACAUCUAUGAACCAUCUCAUCUAAAUACAGGGCAUAAUUUUCCAUUACUGAUUUCGAUGGACUCUUUAUCCUAUACCAAUGAUUCGUCAGAUUCACCCAUGCUAUCUACUCAGAGAUCGUCGUUUUCUGCUUCCUCUGAAUAUAUUGAAACAUCGCUAUCUCAAAAUCAUCCUCUUCAAUCUUUUACCAGCAACACGGUCGAGGCUGCUGCUAUGAGUCUUUCUGGAUUUGGCCAUGCUUCUGAAUAUGGUCACGGACACCAGUUUAAUCAGUUGUUUAAUUAUGUCAAUCAUAUCGACGAGGUGUUGAUAGAACCUGGCCAGUUGCAAAAAAUCAUCAUUGCAUUUCUUCCCGAGAUAAAGGAUAGUCGCGAGAGUGUUUUGACUGCACAGGCACCAGCGAAUAGUAGACUCAAGUCAAUUACAGGAAAUCGUUUAAAUUCUAGUCAAAUGAUGGAUUCAUUGUUUGUAUCUCAAGGAGAAGAAGAAGAGACCUUUGAUUUUUUUGAAGUCAAUGGGCUUAUUUUCUUUUUCGCCUAUCGAGCUGACAGUAAAAAUGUCGGAAAUACUGUAAAUCCGCCAACAAACACCUCUAUUUCUACAAUGGAUAAUGUGAAUGGACAGACCUAUCAAAAUAAUUUAACUGUAAACCGGAAACUCAAAUCUGUUCAGUCUAGUACCAAUCAGCAGCUGGAUUCACUAGUGCAGAAGCCUGUUACUGUUUCUGAUGCUAAAACACGCUCUAUAGAUACUAUCGGUCAAUCUAAAGGCACGUUAGAUAAAGAAUCUUCUACAGAAAUAUCUCCAGAUGAGGGAUUAGACAACCCCAAUAUUCUUUCAGCUACAGGCGGUGAUUCAUCCUCCAAUGUUCCCGAUUUUCAGUUGACCAUCAAACUACGGUCUCGUGUCUGUCGCUCUUUACUCUGGACAGAUAUUAGUAGCACUGGUCUUAUUUUUGAUAACUGUAUUGUCGGAGGAAGUUAUUUUAAGGAUUUUACAGUUUGGAAUCGGUCUGAAAUUGAUCUUUUUUGGUGUUUAAAUACCGUCGAUUUGUCCAACAGGAAUGGCAAGAAUUGGCUCAGAUUUACAGACUACAAUACUGGCGAUCCAGUAGAAAAUGCAUCUGUUCCAGCAUAUUCUCAUCAACGCAUUCGUGUGACAUUCAAGCCUCAUGAGACGGGAGAGUUCAAUUACGAUUUGCAGAUUGAAAACCAAAACGACUCUGAAAAUAUGAUUGAGACUCGUAUUCACGCCAUUGUGCACGAUGUGUUGCGUGAAGAAGCACUUUUUGUAAGUACCGGAAGUAUGAUUGAUUUUGGUGACUGCUGUGCCGGGUUAUGGAGGAAGCGUCGCAUUACUCUCAAGAACAUGUCGAAUUCCACUCUAGAUAUAUCUUUUGAAAGCGAUAAUCCUGGAGUAGUGUUUCAGCUUAAAAGCGACGAUCCGAUUGUUGAUAAUAUACAGAGCUCUCCACAGCAGCAUAAUUACACUGGCCAUCACCACCAUCUUAACCACCACCGACAAAAAUCUGCCAAUCCAUCUACAGGAGUAGGAUCUAUUCAAUACACCACCGCAGCACAGGGCUUUAGUCAAAUAGAUGGUGCUUCUCCUUGUAUUGAGCGACCUAGAGUUGAGCGUAUGCAGGACAUUUCUGCAGUCAUAUCUGGUACAAACAGUGACUUGUCACCUACUCAGAGCUCGACAAGCUCACAUGCAUCAUCUCCCUUGCUACCUCCCAAACGAAAUAAUAGCACUACACUUAAUAUGUCCGGUGCAGCUAGUGGGGCUUCACUAGGAAGUACAAAUGCGGCUGGAAGUGGAGGAGGCAGCCUUUUAACUGAACCAAUUGGCCUGGCACGUACAUCGUCUAGUAACAGCAGCUUUGAGAAAAAUGACGAAGUAAAUAACCUUUGUAUUCUGGAUCUACCACAAAUUGAUGCUCUUGGCGUCACUACCGAGGAUGUGAUUCGUAUUGAUGAAGUGCAAUUGCGUUCUGGUACUGAGCGAACAAUUGAAAUAUGCUAUAAGCCUGCACUCGAUGCUGCCACUCCAGACUAUCGAGCAGGAAAGCUUAUAAAACGCAAUUUUCGAAUUACUCUCAUGUAUGCACAUCCCAGCCAACAAACUCGUGAAAAAAAAACCAUUCAAGCUGUAGCACGCACUUGCACUUCGUUUAUCGAAGUGACUCCACAGCUACUUAAUUUUGGUGAUACCGAUGUCAAUACCUUUAAAUCUCUACCAAUUCAAAUUACAAAUUGCUCUGAGCUCCCAGCACGAGUAGAACUUCGGUUUGUAUCCAAAGUCUUGAAUUCAUUUCGCGGUGAAAUGACAAUCCAUGCUCGCCAACACAUCGAGGUGAAAAUUGAUAUAUACCCACGCAAAAUCAACCCGGAUUACUGUAAACAAAUCACAGUUGUUAACCUUCUCAAUCGCGAAAAUGACCAUAUUGUGGAUGUUCGUUCAACGAAUAUUGAUAAGCAUCGUGUGACUUUUCAUUCGCUGUUUUAUCAUAUCUUAACACCUACUUCAACUAAUUUUGUCGAUUUUGGAGCGGUAGUUUUAAAUUCACCUGUGGUGCGGACGUUUACCAUUGAGAAUAUAUCCAAAAAGGUAUUAUCAUUGCAAAUCACUUCGUCAAUGCCGGAUGAUAUUCGAAUAUUUACCAAGUCAGUCGAGUCGGUUGGAAAGUUUGAUUCAAUCUCAAGUGCGAGUAGUGCUUUGGAGCGACGUGAAAAAUUACUGGAAACUCUACACGAUGCUCGCAAAUUUAAGCGACCUGCAUCUGAUGCACUUUCUGGCAGUUCAAAUGCAGGUAAUAUUACCAGCUCCAGUUUAGGACUUGCUAAUAUCACAAAAUCUAGUCGUGGAGCAGGCGAUGCUCAAUCUUCAUUGACAUGCCCUGAUGAUAAGCAAACUCCCGACUAUUUGGAUCUUGCCUCGUUGAUGGAUGGUCCAGGACGACGCUCUCCUAAGCGCCGACCACCGCAAAUUACUCAGACUGCACAGCUUAAGCUUCUUCGUCAGCAUUACAGUCGAGAGAGAAAAUCAUUGUUUCAUGAGGAAGAGUCAAACUUACGUCCACCUCUGAAUCGAAUGCUUGUACAUAUGGCGUCGGCAGGCGAUGAUGUAUUCACGCCGUCUGUAAAUACAUCAGGAGGAAUCCAUAAAAAUAGCCGAUUAGCAGUGGCUGCCGAUUCGUCUGAAGUACCUAUUGGUAGCUCGAUGGCGGAUUCAAUGGCGGAUGAUCCAUCGUUUCUUUUAGAUGAUGUAUUGGCGAUGCAGUUUACAGAUUUACUUGAUGGAACAAAAGUUACUUUAGACGUAUUGCUACUGCUUUUGGAUAAAGGCACGGGGGUACCACCUCCACCUUUUCCUCGUGCAUCUUUGGAGGAAAAAUAUGCAAGAUCGCAGUUGAUGUUAAGGCGCGAGCUGGAAAAUGCAAUUCAAGAAGAAAGACUGGUUGCUACCUCAGUUGUAAAUAUCCAACCCGAGUCUAGUGCUACGAUUGUAUUGGUUUUGACAGCUUUGGGAAAUACUCGACCUCAUGUUCAAGGAAAGCCACGAAAACAUGAUGCUCGCUUGUUUUUAAGUCUAAAGGAAUUUGAUCGCGAUAUCAAACAACCACAGUUUGAACAAUUGCUUCAUGGUCCUUUAGAUGCUAUUCCUGUUCAAGAACUUAUGCUGCGCACAUUGCUAUACAGAUCCAUCAUGGAGCUUGGACAAAAAAACAUUAAUUUUGGAUUGCUUGACAAGAACGAGCGACGUAACAAAAGUAUCGUUAUUCGCAACAACUCCGAGGCUCCACUUCUUUACACUAUUCGUAAGUCUGGGUCUAUUGCGUCUGGCGAUAUACUUUUAGAUAACUACCGUACGGGUCUAGUGAGAGGAUAUGGUAAACGCGAAGUCGAGUUUAUUUUUGAUCCCUCUUUGGCAGGUAUUUUCCAAGAAAAGCUUAUUGUAGAGAAUAUUCACGAUCGUGAAAAUGAUCAAACUAUGAUUCUUAAAGCAAAUAUCCGUCAGCCAGAAAAUUUUGCCAUUGAAAAAUUACUGUUGAAUUUUGGAGUGUGUAUGAUCAAUGAUCAACACGUCCACGCACAAGAAUUUACCGUCUCCAACACUAGUCAGACACAUGUUCGUACGUUUGAGAUUCGAGUGGAUUCUAAGGAGCUUGUAUUUGAACGAUGCUGUGUUGAGAUUGAAUUUGAGCUAAUUGACGAUGACGACAAUGAUGCAAACAGUGGCUAUAAAGAUAGUACAGCUGGAUUUCAUAUGCACCAAAAACUGAAAAAGCGUCCCGUAAAGAUUCUAUCUAGUGAAAUCGAGGAAUUAAUUGAGCAGGCCGAACAAAAACUCAAGAUUGCUAAACGAAAAGGACGCAAAGACAAAAUUUUAAAAAUUACGGAAAAAUUGGACAAAUUGCGAGCUGGGGAGAUUUUGGAUGAGUAUGCUACGGAUAAAGAUGAUAAGAAACUCAAAAAAGAAGCUAUUGCUGCAGCAUCUGUUGAUAGUUCUCCGUCUGUUACUCUUGCUGGAUCCACGGAUUUGAAAAUUGAUAGUGCUCCGAGAUCAUCCGCAGAUUCGAUUAUUAGCGUAACAGGUUUAAAACCUGCUCCGACUCCUUUGAAAUCAAAUUCUACUUCAUCUCCACAGCCUACAAAUAUUAUAAUACCCGCAUUGGCCAAUACAAUAAAGUCUACCACAGCCAAUGCUACACCAACAGGAUUAACAGUAGAAGGAGCCUUGCAUACUGUUCCGACAUUCAAGGUCAAAAAAAGCAAAUACUCGAUCAUCUUUACAAUUGAACCUCGCUGCAUCAAAUCUGUACGUGUGUUGCUGAAAGCAGUGGAAAAAUCACCAUCUAUCAAGAAAAACGUAGCCAGUCAAGCGGUUCCUUUGUUAAAAAUGCUUACUAGUCCACUGAUCCAACCUGAAUCUCCUGCCGAGUCCAAAUGUCGUACUUUGUCAAUGGCGUCUUUUGCAGAUAGUGACGUUGAUAUGUUAGUUUCGACCAGUGCGGCCUCGUAUCAAGAAUCGUCGCCCUUGACGGUGGAUGCAGUAGCGCCAGAUACAUUUAGUGAAAUAUGCACAGCGCGCAUCUAUGUCCAUGAGCAAAAAAACACAGAUAUUGUCAAGCGUAUACUUUGUAAAACUACAGUAUGCUUUGAUUUAGCAACUUAUCAGCAAAAAAUCGAGGAGGAGAAUAACUUGAAAAUAAGUGAGGCUGGAUUAGCCGACCAAAAACUUGUUCCCGUAUCAGUAUUGUCAGAUCUUGGUGAAAAUGAUCCUCCAACUGUCACAGCUUUUCGACAAACAACCAGCCCAUUGACUGCACUGACUACUGUCCCACCCAAUGUUUUAUCUGAAUUAUCUCCAAAUUUCUCUCGUGUCUUAAGCAGUCGCGAGCGUCAAGAACCUGCUAUUGAAAAUCCUUUAGUUGACUUUGAAAGCCCUAUCGCUACCUUGUCUGAAACAGGAGAUGUGUCUACGGCUACUGAUUCUAGUAUCAUUCCACAAAUUGAUAGUACUUUGCCAUCCGAAACUGCCAACGCCUUGUGUAAUACUACUUUGGGUUCUUGCAAUACAUCUGAUUUACAGUCUACAAGCGUAUUUACUUCUCAACCUUGUUUAGAGCAAGACAUUCAAAAAACACGGCCAGUUCAAUUGCCGAUAUCGAUUUUGGUUGAGGCUCCUUUUGUGGACCUGGGUAAACUUGAGAUAGGAGAACGCAAAGACGUAUAUGCUACUCUAACGAAUACUGCAGACACAGAGGUCCGAUUCAGUUUUACUGAAGGGCCGGACGGAUCGUCUGACUUGCGAUUUCAAACAGCCGAGCAAGUGUUGAAGCCAUUAGAAACUGGUCGGUUUGAUCUCACCAUUAUCCCUACCAAUCGAGGAUUUUUUGUCAACACAAUGGCCGUCAAAGACUCUGUCACUGACCAGAAAUUGGUUGUUGUUUUUGUUUACUACGGAAUUCAAUCAAGCUACCUUCGGUUUCAUACCUUUGGCUGCUCAAGUGUAAAUACAUCUGUGACAGCAACGGAGCUGGAUUUUGGAAAUUGCUAUGUAGAUCCAACACGCAAGUACGCCACUAUUCAACCUUUAGAGAUUGAAAACAUUGCAGAUCAUGAUUUAAAUAUUUCUGCAAGCUCGAAUCUGGCACAGCAAUGCUUUAUAUUUAGUGACGAGGCAUUGAGUCGUCCUGCUGUCGAUAUUCUAAUGGAACCGAAAAAGAUACGCACCUUGUAUAUUGCCCUUCAACCAAAUUUAAGUGGUGGGUCUUCUACUAACCAACAACAGACAAAAACACCAGAACGGUCAGCUUCGUCGAGUCCUACAGGAUUAUUUCGCGAAAUGGCUUCGCGCAUUUCUAGUCAAAUCGACUGCCGUACCCUAAUUGGCGGUAUCAAAUUUGUUGUACAGAUCCGUGAUACUAUGGUUAACAAAUACACUUUGUUGGCUACAAAAAGCAUUCCUACUGCAAAUGGGGUCAUGACACUUACUACACAGACACUUAAAUUCACUGCUACUAUUGGACAGUCACUGUUGAUGGUAUCACACAACCUUGUUAAUUUUGGCGUAUCAACCACUGCUGGUGUUCAGCAUACUGGAAGUUUUUGGAUUUACAAUCUGUCGCCACGACUUCCGUUAGAGUAUGAGUUACAGACAACUAGUUUGAAUCUUGGAUUGUCUAAAGUACGAGGGUAUAUUGACGGUGUAUCAUAUGUAUCACAAGCAGCAAUGUCCCCAGAACUCACAACACCAGUCGCAUCACUGUCUAAACCUUUUGAUUCUCUUGCGCUUUCACCUUCCAGUGAUCCGUCUUUGCUUACUGGAGAAAUGCUAAGCCCGGUACUGCAAGCACCUUUAAAUUCAACCACUCUAAAUGUUCCACAAUGCGAUCGUAUUGAUUUCACACUUUCUACUACCGAGCCCGGAUUUAUUCAUGAGGCUAUUGAUGUGAUCAACAUCAACAAUUCGAUGCAACAGACACGCGUAGAGAUUCGACUAUUUGUGGAUCCCAUUCUGCUAUCAUUGUCUGGUGUUAUUUGGCUUCCACCUUUAGGCGCGAAAGAUUUGGGUUUCACUUCAGAAGCACAGCUCAAGACUGAGUCUCGCCCAGCAGUAAAAUGGGACAAUAUUUAUGUGAUAUCAGGUGGUGCAGUGACAGAUCCAAAUAAGAACUUUGCCAACUCGCUGGUUUUGCAAAACAAGUAUCGUAUAGAUUCGGUACCAUUAUAUGAGCGCAGCUUUGAAGUAGAGAACCUGUCGCGCGAAUUACUUCAGAUCCAGCCCAUAAGCAGUAUGGAUAUCAAUGUGAGGUGGGUUGUACCCAAUGGAUGUGGUUUUGUUGUUGAAGGUCCAACCACCUUUGAAAUUGAGUCCGACUGUGAAUCGACUACAAUGAGAGUCAUAGCUGAGAGGCUUAGUAUGGCUGUAUGCGGCGCAACGCUGUUGCUUCAUCCUGGAGAAAAGGCGACGCUGGUUAUGUCCGCUCCACGGCCAAAGCUGGUUUAUGAAGGUGAUUUUUGGAAUGCUAUUAUGGCCGGCCAUAAAGUUGUACAGGAUGGCGUGUUGCUGUUACAAAACGUGGAUCGUGGUUCUACAAUGAAAAUUGUAGAACUUUCUGCAGAAUACUGUAUUUCGACUGGAGAAGUUGCACCCGUGUCAAUAGAUUUGGGUAAAGUUGGACAUUUCAACAUGUGGAAAGAAAUGCCGUUUUCAUUCACUAUUGGCAAUACGUCUCACUGUCCAAUGCAGUAUGAGCUGGAGAUACCGGAUGUGAUUGAUAUCAUUUCCAUAUCGAAUGAAACUGACUUGGGUGUGUUUAAGCGUCGUAUUGAUCCUGGGAUGAGCCAUACCGUGGAUGCAGUGCUCAAACCACGAAACAUCGACCCGCCCACACCUGGCUUACGCAAUUUUCCUAUCAACAUCAUUAACGUGUAUAAUCCUCGAAAUGUUUCUAUCUGCAAUGUUUCUGCAUUUUUGACCCAGUUUGAGCUGCGAUUCGAUCGACUUGUUGCUGGACAGCUUGAUCUUCCAACACUGAUUCAUCCGACACCACCCAAUGCUCUUCCAUGUGACAACUGGUUUACCAUUAUUAAUAUCACUGACGAAGAUGUGAAGUUUGAAGUCGGUUGCACACUGGCACCUGAUGUUGCCGAUCUGGUGGAAAUUGCAAUCCUGUCGCGUUUUUCAAACUCUCCACUAGUCGGCAGUUUAAGUCUUGCACCCAGAGGAACGACUGAAAUUAAAGUUCGAGCUUCUGCAUUGCCCAAAUCAAAACUGACCGCCAAUGAAAGCACGUCCAAGUAUUUGACAAAUGUUGAUGGCAUCACUUUGGGAACACUUUGGAUUACAUCCAAAAAUCAAGUAUCCAAUUCUACAGCUCAACCACUUGAUGCUGAUGUAUCUAUUGUUUCGCCUACGUCUUUAGCAGUAACACCAGCAUCUGCAAAUAUUCGAAUGACAGAGACAAUUCCAAUUCGUGGUACAAUUAUUGAAGGCUCUACAUUUAUUCUUUCUCAUCGCAGAAUUGAAUUUCAAUGUGUCAUGCCAUCGGACAGCGAAUUAGAAAACGGAGAAGAAUUGUCUGAAGCGAAAAUGAUGCAUACACCCAGUCCACUUCGAGUCCAGCACAAGGAUGUAGUCAUUACCAACGUAUCCAGCGACUUUAAUCUUGAGUUCAAAAUCGUGAUUGAAACUCCAAUUGAACUUGCUUCAACUACGGAUAAAAUCAAGGUGCAUCCGCUUGACAGUGCCAUGUGUGGUCGUGUUGAGCCUGGUGGAACAUUUGUAUUACGGAUUGAAUUACUCGAUCCAAAAAUUGGUGGCGUGUCGGAAGAUGUUAAGCUACACGUGCUGGAUAUCAAUUCUUUGAGUAAACAGGUACAAACCAUUUUCAUAUCGAUUGUGGAGGAUACGUUUGGUGCGUUGAAAGUCUCUGAAGACAAUAAUAACGUGUCGCAUCCACCUGCGGGUCUGUUUGAACCGUUUAUAUCACCCGACAGAACGGCUAUUGAUAAUAUACGGGGCGAGACAAAUAAUUCUUCUGUGCGCUGGGACGAUGAUUAUAAUUUUGCUUCUGGAGGAGUUGGUAAUACUAUGAAUUACACAGGUGCAGGCGGAUCGAAUUCAGGUGCAAGUGUACGCGCAGUUACUCCUGGUAUAAUGUCAUCCACUUCUACUACAGUGAGUUCGUAUGCACAUAUGGCUAGCGAGGAUGAUGACAUACCAUUUUCUGAUACUCGCUCAGGCGCAUCGUUUGGACCAAAUAUUGGAAGCACAUCCUCUCGUCACAUGAGCACUGUCGAUUCGAUAGUUAACUCAUCUGGUCGUCGAGCUACUGGUCAUAUUGUUCUUCGUGGAUGUAAGAAAGUAGCGGAUGCAAUUAGUGGCGAUUUUGAAGGACUAUAUGAGCUUGAUCUUGGUCAACAAGAUCUUGGUCAAACUCCCAUUUCCAAAAAAAUUGUCAUUGAAAACACUUCCAACUCCAAAGUAUUUUAUCGACUUGGAUCUAUUACAGAAAACGAUCGUUCAUGGUUGGUGUGUAGUUGUAGCGAAGGCGUUCUGGAUGCUUUUAGAUCUACAUCAGCUUCAAGUAGUUUGUCAGCCAGUCAUACCAUCACUUUGAAUAUCAUGGUUUCGCUAAGAGGCGUAUUUUCCACUUAUUUACUGGUUGAAAAUGUGGACAAUCGAUACGAUACAAAAAUUAUUCGAGUAUCGGUUGAAGUUGUUGCUAAAUCAAACGUACGAAGAUCUGCUGUGAGUGUAGCAGGUAUGGCUUCAAACUCGUCCAACUCGCGCAUAAUGCAGCUUGAACCCAACAAUAAUCAUGCGUUUGACGUUUUUACACAAGGCUUGGACUGGGACGACUCAUCAUUGGAAAUUUCACCUGUUUAUCUGGGCUGUUUGUACUCAUCCCACAGUUUGGUGAUUUGUAACCGUGAAUCAGUUCCAUUGGAGUUUUUGUUCAAGAGCAAUCUGACCUAUGACGAUGAUAGCGAGAUGUUGUUUUCGCUAUCUCCAACAAGUGUAAAACUAUUUAGAAGCCUGACUAUAGAGCCUGAAUCCUGUUCAAGGGUCUGUGUGCGAUUUUGGCCCGGCCAGUCCAUGCCCUGCGACAAGGAAGCAUAUUCUACAAACAUUGAAAACACCUCCAAAUCAUUGGAGGAGCAAGGUGCUGUGGAAAAGAUUGUUGAGAUUUAUAUCAAUUGCCGAUUAGUUAAAGACUACCAAAAAACCAUUACUUUUUGUGCAAUGUUGUGCCAACCUCAAAUCAUGCUUUCCCAGUCCGUGUUUUUGUUUUCUGGUAUGAUCCGAAGCAAAAAAACUGCUGCAGUAGGGGCAGAUUUGACGCAUGAUUCUACCAUACAAUCGCAUCAUAUUUCUACUAGUCCAAAUAUCAUUCAAUUUUCUCCUGUAGAUGAUACAUUCUCAGUCACUAAUUUGUUGCAUGAUACUCUCGAGUAUGAGAUCUUGACCGAUGUGGGGGAAGAUAAACUUGGUUGUGUUGGAUCUACUUUGUCGUUGAUUGGAGGCACCGGGCUCAGCAACAAAGGAAUGAUUUGUCCUCAGCCUGUUGGAUCUUUCAGACCUCUGUGGACCUCUACCGGAGUAUUAACACUGGGACCUAUGCAGUCGCAGAAACUUCGAAUUGUGCCUCUCAUGGAUAUUUUGGUCAAGAAUACUGAUGCACUUAAAAAGGAGAAAUACGUUUUAGAGCAUAUGAUUCUGUAUAACAAACGUCGACCGUCGGAAAAGUAUGGUAUUCAUGUUAAGCUUAGUUUUGGCAAUGUAGAAAUGUUCCACUUCGCGUCUGGAUCUCGGAGGAGUUUUUUCAAUCUCGAAUCACACAUUGUUCGCCUCUCGCAUGAACUAGAGGCUAUGCCGUCCAUGUACUUUACUGGAUGUAAUCUGACUCAAGAGUCGGCUGAAAAGGCCAGCGCGGUACAUUUCCUAUACCUGUAUGUGAUUGACGAACUGAUUCAUUACGGAACGAGAGACCAAGGGGCAGAGAUGUACCUUCCACUUGCAACGUUACUAUUUACAAUGAUUUUUUCUCAAUCGCUGUUUAAAGAGUAUGCGCCAGCUAGUUUAGUUGAAGUACCGAACUCGGAUAUAAGAGUAUGGCCAAAGAAGCUGUUGAAAUGGGUUAAGCCAUUUACAGUGUUUAUGGGACAUUUUCCCCAUCGAUUGAUUGCUAUGGAGCCAUUAAGGAUGCUUGCUAGAUCGUUGGUUUUGGAUUAUCGAAAAGCAAGCGUAUCUAGCAGUAACGUUACCACUACAGGAAGUGGAGGAGUAUCCUUGACUCCUUCUACAUUAAUGCCAUCUUCAGGCCAGGCAGUUUUGCCCACAUUACAGUUGUAUUCACAUAAAACGGAACACUGA